AUGUCGAACCUGCCUUUCACGGUGCGUCGCCUCUCCCCGCACAGCUCUAGCUCUCCCUCCCAUGGCCGGGGUCUGUGCCGGCGUACUGACGACAGAACCACACAGCUGAAUGACCCCACGCUCCUCCACGAGGCGUCGCUCCUUGGCGGGAAAUGGGUGCAAGCCAAGUCGGGGAACCGCUUUGAUGUCGAAGAUCCCGGCACGUGCAAGGUGUGGGCGUCGUGCGCCAACAAUGACGUGGCCGACGUGGACCAAUAUGUCGAGUCGUCGCAGGCUGCCUAUGGCGGCUGGCGCCACACGAACCCGCGCGAGCGUGCCAAGGUGUUGAUGCGGUGGCACGAGCUGAUCACGGUGGCGCGGGACGACAUAGCGGCGCUCGUCGUCCACGAGACGGGCAAGCCAAUGGCCGAGGCGCAGGGCGAGGUCGACUACGCCAACGGGUUCGCGUGGUGGUUCGCGGGCGAGGCGGAGCGCGUGCGCGGGUCUGUCGCGCAGCCGUCCGUGUCGAGCCGGCGCACCGUCGUCGUUAAGCAGCCCAUUGGCGUCUGCGUGGCGCUGGUGCCGUGGAACUUCCCCGUCGCCAUGAUUGUACGCAAGGCGGCCGCGGCGCUGGCGGCGGGCUGCUCUAUGAUUGUCAAGCCGUCGCCCGAGACGCCGCUGAGCGUCAUGGCCCUCGCGGACCUGGCACUACGCGCCGGGCUCCCCGCCGGCGUGCUCAACGUUAUCACGACCGACAACGCCCUCACCCCCGCCGUCAGCGAGCGCCUGUGUAAGCACCCGCUCGUGCGCAAGGUUACCUUCACUGGCAGUACGGCCGUCGGCAGCAUCGUAGCGCGGCACUGCAGCGAGGGCCUGAAGAAGCUGACCAUGGAGCUGGGCGGCAACUGUCCGUUCGUCAUCUUCAACGACGGCGACCUGCAGGCAGCCGUGGACGCGCUGAUGGUGCUCAAGUGGCGCACGGCCGGGCAGGCCUGCACGCACGCCAACCGCGUCUACGUGCAGAGCGGCGUUUACGACGCCUUCGCGGCCAUGAUGGUCCAGGCGACGCGUGGGCUGCGCGUGGGCCACGGCGCCAGAUCCGGCACGACGAUGGGCGCACUGACGACGGCGCGCGGCCUGGCAAAGGUCGAGGCGCACGUGGCCGAUGCGCUCGCCAAGGGCGGCAGGCUGCUCUGCGGCGGCGCGCGGGCCGCACGCGGAGACGGGGGAGACGACGACCAGCUGCUGCUGCAGGGACACUUCUACCAGCCCACCAUCAUCGCGGACAUGACGAGCGACAUGCUUUCGUGCCGCGAGGAGAUCUUUGGCCCGCUGCUCGGCAUCUACCGCUUUGAGACGGAGCAGGAGGCCGUGGACAAGGCGAACGCCACGUCCAUGGGUCUAGCAUCCUACUUCUUCACCCGGGAUGUCAGCCGGACCUGGCGGCUGCUGGAGUCGUUGGAAGCCGGCAUGAUUGGCAUGAACACGGGCAAUUCGUCGUGUGCCGAGUCACCAUUUGGCGGUAUCAAAAUGUCGGGAUACGGCAAGGAGGCGGGCAAGGACGUCGCGAUUGAGGAGUACCUAAUCUCAAAGACGGGCACCUUGACAGUCGAGGAUAUACGGAGUAACAUGUAA
This is a messenger RNA of Microdochium trichocladiopsis, 1614 nucleotides long. Its product is annotated as Aldehyde/histidinol dehydrogenase. Gene Ontology annotation, molecular function: succinate-semialdehyde dehydrogenase (NAD+) activity. Bases 1 to 1614 code for a protein of 537 amino acids. NCBI's taxonomy places the organism in Eukaryota, Fungi, Ascomycota, Sordariomycetes, Xylariales, Microdochiaceae. The transcript is spliced from 3 exons. The record is from RefSeq and is a predicted model, not a curated record.